Messenger RNA from Cylicostephanus goldi, 354 nucleotides. The record is from the annotation of a GenBank genome assembly. Lineage: Eukaryota; Metazoa; Nematoda; Chromadorea; Rhabditida; Strongylidae.
AUGUCGAUAUGGUGGAUCACGAAGGAAGAUGGAUUUAGUUGGAGUCUGCACACUUCCUUGCUGCGAUUAGAAAGCACUUCAUCGCUUCCUUACCGUAAGCUUUUGGAAGCGGAAACCUUCAGCGUCGAUGCGGAAUUCCAUUAUCCUAGGGUGUUUAACGCAAAGCAAACGUGGGACUUCAAGUUCCGCCUUUCAAAGUGCAGCUGCUGGCUAGUAUGGGAUCAUCAAAGAUUUGUUACAGAUCUUCUGAAUGAAUUUUUGGGCGAUACUACAUCCGAUCUCGUUACUUUCGUCCCCUAUACUGUAGCGAUUGAUUUCGACGUCACGGAUAGCUUCGAGGUGAUUUACAUGUGA